AUGAUGCGCAGUCACUUCGUGUUCGCAACUGUACUUUCCCACGCAGGCGUUUUAGCGUUUCCUGCGUAUACAGGGGGGCCAGACAUUGUGGGCGAAAACGGCUACACCAGCGCCCCUUAUCACGGCCCCUACACAGGGACGCCCACCACCACCGGGGCAGUCCAGGCUCCAGCAACAUUGGCUCCAUCUAUCGAGCCGAAACCACCAAACCCAACGGCAACAUAUUAUAAUAGCGAUGGGGUGCCACAGGAGCCCAUGCCGGCUCCUUAUGUCCCUGCCGGCGGCUUGGGGACGAACGGGACCCUCCCCCGAUACAUGGUCGAGAGCGAUUGGGACUUUGAAUCUAUUGCUCUGGGUGUAUAUCAAGAAUACAUCGAGCUGGACCUCUUCCAUGACGGCCUUGCCCGUUUCACCGACGACGAAUUCGAGGCGGCCGGUCUGGGCCCUGAGGUACGGUCCCUGAUUGAAUUCAUGGCCAACCAGGAGGUCGGACAUGCGACGCUACUGAGUAAUAUGUUGGGAGAGGCUGCUCCAAAGGAAUGUGUCUAUGAUUACCCGUACAAAACAGUACGCGAGUGGGUUGACUUCAUGCAACGCGUUACCCGGUUUGGGGAGUCCGGCGUUUGGGGCUUCUUGUCACAUCUAGACUCUCGCGAAGUCUCGCAGAUGCUAUCGCAGUCAAUCGCAGUCGAGGCACGCCAGCAGAUGGUCUUCCGCCAGCUGUCAGGCCUUGCACCAAUGCCAGUCUGGUUUCAGAACGGUUGGCCACAGUCAUGGCAGUGGACCAUGCUGGCUCCCUAUAUCAGCUACUGUCCGGAGGGAACCACGCGACUUGCCUGGCAGAACUUCCCUACUCUGCACAUUCUCAACAACCCGAACAUCAACCGCGUCAACGCCAAGGAGACUCGGCAAGAUGGGAGCGAGACAGUGGGCGACCGAAUCACCGACCCGUCCAUCGUGGCCAUCCUCAAUGAGCAGAGCUGUAUCAAUGCGGAGGAAAUUGGAAGUAACUGUGCACCGGCCAUUGCCAGGAAUCGGUCUGAGCCUCUUUCAUAUCCUGGCAAGCGAGUGUACUUUGAGUGGGAUGCCCCCGGCCAGCAAGUUGGGCCUAACAACUCCUACAUCACCGCCACUACCGCGGGCGAGCCCAAAUUCGUUGGAUGGAGCAACCAGCUUAAUCUCACCUACUCCCCCUUGACGGUAACGGGGCCUAACCGAGGAUGGACCGAGCAACCUAGCGGCUUUGUGUUCGGUGAUGAUGGAAUCAUCAACGACACUAUGGCAGUCAUGCUGACUGAUGUCGACUUGUUCGUGACACCUUUCAACACGACGCAACUGAACCCGCACAUCGUCGCCCUGGGUCUUUACAUGGCAGGCUGA
This is a messenger RNA of Aspergillus melleus, 1380 nucleotides long. RefSeq names its product ferritin-like domain-containing protein. The coding region runs from base 1 to 1380 and encodes 459 amino acids. The record is from RefSeq and is a predicted model, not a curated record. NCBI's taxonomy places the organism in Eukaryota, Fungi, Ascomycota, Eurotiomycetes, Eurotiales, Aspergillaceae. The transcript has a single exon.